UGAACGCAGCACGUCACCGUUAUCAAACGCUUCAUAGCUCUUCCGUAACAGAAAGAGAAGAACCAAGUGCCGAAGGUGAGCUGAGUCUUUCAUUUUGAUUUUCCUUAACAGAUUGAAUCGUUAAUAUUAUAUUUUAUGCAAAAUGAUGUUAAAACGUUGGCGCAGUUUACCUCGUACAGACACUGGGACCAUUCACAGGAGUUUUAGCCUUUAUGUGGUCAGACUGCAGUUCAGCAGAAAAUCCACAAAAGUCUGGUUUACAGAGGAGUAACAUCAGUUUAACACCAAAACAGUUUUCGGAGGAUUGUUAAUAAACAAGCCACCUUACACUUUAUGUUUACGAUGACACUCAAACACACCACGGUGGAUUAAUUCACGUUAGCAGCAUUUUUAACGAUGUGUGUGUGUGUGUGUGUGUGUGUGUGUGUGUGUGUGUGUGUGUGUGUGUGUGUGUGUGUGUGUGUGUGUGUGCGUGCGUGCGUGUACGUAUGCGUUUGUGUAUGUAUGUAUGUAUGUAUGUAUGUAUGUAUGUAUGUAUGUAUAUGGGUGUGUGUUCUUACAGUGUGUAACCUAACAGACAUAACUCUGAUAAUAACUGACAGAUGGUUGCACCACUGAGAAAGUGAGACCCCGCCCCUGAAGGAUUAUAAAAAAUUCCAAAGUCCACUCAGACACGUUUUUAUUUAAAAACACAAGAAUGACAGACCUGACAUUAUCAUUAUGAAAACACAGCUCUCUAAACAGUGGCUCUGUAGGUCAAUUGGACAAAUAUCUCAGGAGUGCAAAUUUUUGGUUUCACAAAAUAUUUUUUCCAUUAAAUGAAAUAUUUAGUGCUUUAAGGAAUAUUUAUUGAUUGUGGUCCUGAACUAAUGUGCCAUUGACCUUCAGGACCACCUCAGUACUUCAUCAGCACAGUAAAAUAUAAAUUAAAUGUGAAUAUGUAAAUAUAUUUGGGUUUUUGUCUCUUGGGGUCAAUAGCAGGAUGACGAGCCUCCAGCUUGGUGCAAAGGAGGAGAUGGUGGAGAAGUUUCUGGAUGCUGCAGCCCGAGGAGACCUGACCCUGGUGUCCACACUGCUGUCCCACGUCCCCUCGCUCAUCAACCAGAAGGGUGACAGCGGCUGGACGGGGCUGAUGCUUGCAGCUCGAAAUGGACACUUCGGUGUGGUGGAGGCGCUGCUGUCACAAGGGUACAGAGAGAAACCAGAUUUACACCAUACAUAACAGAGACUCAUUACAAUGAGGUUCUCUUUAAAACUGCAUGGAAAGACAUAUGGCCACUAGGGGGCAGAGAAGUCACUUUUCACCUUGACCUCUUCUCUAUUUUCAUAUUUCCCAGAUGUGACAAGUUCUUGGUGAACAGCUCCUCACAGACUGCCUAUGACAUCUCCAAGUUCUGGGGCCACAGAAACAUCUCAAACCUGCUGAGCCGCACAGACGAGGGCUGUCAGAGAGUCCUGCCCGGCUCAGACCUCCACCAGCAGGAGAACUACUUCAGCAGGGAAAUGUUGGACCGUCUCAGCGGGAAGAGGGCAGAUAAAGUCUGGAUGGAGGCCAAACGGAGUGACCCGGGUACAGUCUACCUCCUGUUCUCCAACCUCAAUCCAAUGAUCAGCAGCUCCAAGGAGGACGAGGAUAACAGGGUACACAGCUGGAUGCAUAUUUUCUGUGAAGCUGUUGGAGUGUUUGGAUGUUUGCUCUGCAGGAUACAGGUCUAUGUAUCAGGCCUUAAAGCAGGACUUUAUCAACAUUAGUGGCAUCAACGCAGAUUAAGAUGGAUUAGACUGAAGAUGAAAUGAGCUGCAGAGCUGCUUUUCUAAUUUACAUGUUUGAGUUAUUGAACUGAAUUGUAACUCCUGCAGGUUGAGAGCAGGCUGUGUCGGUUCAGAUUCGAGGCAGUCAAAGACCUCCUUCAGAAACCUCAGACUUUGGUCAUCUUUCUUGGAGUGGAGAAGAGGAAAACACCCUUCUCCUCCUCCUCCUCCUCCUCCUCCCCCCUUCAGACAGAGGAAGUUACCCAGGAGCCUCCUGCUUGGUUUGCCAUCAGCACAGAUGAAGACGCUGCUGAACUCCUGAAACGCUGCAGAGAAAAACACUCCUGUUUCCCAAAGUUACCUCACAGAGAUCUGCUGAAACUCAGCGAGGAAGAGGCAGGUGAGAAAGACUUUUUUUUUUUUAAAGAUGUGUGUCUCUGGUUUUUCUCUGACCCAGGUGAUUCUAUUUAAAUGAUUUGUAAAUCUUCAGAGUGUGUAUUUCUGAAUCUUAAUCCCUAAUGAUUCUUCUUGUCAGUGUUAUGUUUAUGACUCUGCUGCAGUUUGUCUGGAUAACGUUUUGAAAUUAUUUUUGUUGUUGAUACCAAAAGAACAAUUAUCCAUGAAUAAAACAACAAGAAUCUGAUUGUCAAAUGCUGAAAUAAAACUUCACAAAAAACAGUCACUUACUGGAUCUGUUACGGGCUCAAAAAUGACCAAAAUAAAGGACACUAGAUUGUGCUGAGUUUUUCUGGUGGUAUUAAAUCUAUCUACUAGAUUUCUGGCUGUAUGUAGUUCAGGUAAGCAGGUGGCAGGACAUGAAGUCAAGUACAGUGCAUCCAUAAAAGUAUUCAUACCACUUCAUUUUUUCCACAUUUUGUUAUGUUACAGCCUUAUUCCAAAAUGGAUUAAAUUCCCUUUUUCCCCAAAAAAUUCUACACAAAAUACCCCAUAAUGACAAAGCGAAAAACCUUUUUUAGAACAUUUUGCAAAUCUAUUAAAAAUAAGACUCAAAUGUUGCAUAUACAUAAGUAUUCACACCCUUUACUCAAUACUUGGUCGAAGCAUCUUUGGCAGCGAUUACAGCCUCCAGUCUUCUUGUGUGUGAUGCAACAAGCUUGGCACACCUGGAUUUGGGGAGUUUUUCCCCAUUCUUCUUGCACAUCCUCUCAAGCUCAGUGAGGUUGGAUGAGCAGCGUCGGUGCACAGCUACUUUCAGGUCUUUAAAAAGAUGUUCAAGUCUGGGCUCUGGCUGGGCCACUCAAGGUCAUUCAGAGACUUGUCCUGAAGCCACUCCUUUGUCUUCUUGGCCGUGUGCUUAGGGUCAUUGUCAUGCUGGAAGAUGAAGCGUCGCCCCAGUCGAAGGUCUCAAGCACUCUGGAGCAGGUUUUUAUCAAGGAUUUCGAUGUACUUAGCUGCAGUCAUUUUUCCCUCAAUCCUGACAAGUCUCCCAGUUCUUGCCAUUGAAAUCAUCCCCACAGCAUGAUGCUGCCACCACCAUGCUUCACUGUAGAGAUGGUAUUGGCGAGGUGGUGAGCGGUGCCUGGUUUCCUCCAGACAUGACGCUUGGGAUUCAGGCCAAAGAGUUCGAUCUUCAUUUCAUCAGACCAGAGAAUUUUGUUUCUCCUGGUCUGUGAGUCCUUCAGGUGCCUUCUUGCAAAGUCCAAGCGGGCGGUCAUGUGCUUUUUACUGAGGAGUGGCUUCUGUCUGGCCACUCUACCAUAAAUGCCUGACUGGUGGAGUGCUGCAGAGAUGGUGGUCCUUCUGCAGGGUUCUCCCAUCUCCUCAGAGGAACGCUGGAGCUCUGUCAGAGUGACCAUCAGGUUCUUGGUCACCUCCCUGACCAAGGCACUUCUCCCCCGCUUGCUCAUUUUGGCUGGGCGGCCAACUCUAGGAAGAGUCCUGGUGGUUCCAAAUGUCUUCCAUUUCUUAAUGAUGGAGACCACUGUGCUUUUUGGAAUCUUCAAUGCAGCAGAUAUUUUUCUGUAACCUUCCCCAGAUCUGUGCGCCGAUACAACUUUGUUUCGGAGGUCUACAGACAAUUCUUUCGACUUCAUGGCUUGGUUUGUGCUCUGACGUGCUCUGUCAGCUGUGGGAUCUUAUAUAGACAGGUGUGGCUUUCCAAAUCAUGUCCAAUCAGCUGAAUUUGCCACAGGUGGACUGCAAUCAAGUUGGAGGAACAUUUCAAGGCUGAUCAGUGGAAACAGGAUGCACCUGAGCUCAAUUAUGAGUUUUAUAGCAAAGGGUGUGAAUACUCGUGUAUAUGCAACAUUUGAGUGUUCUUAUUUUUAAUAGAUUUGCAAAAUGUUUUAGAAAAAAGUUUUUCGCUUUGUCAUUAUGGGGUAUUUUGUGUAGAAUUUCUGAGGGAAAAGGGGAAUUUAAUCCAUUGUGGAAUAAGGCUGUAACAUAACAAAUGUGGAAAAAGUGAAGUGGUAUGAAUACUUUCCGGAUGCACUGUAAAUGUUUGUUUCAAAUCUGGCCUCGACUUUCUUUUUUCUUUGUUUUCACAAGAGAAAAAAACUUAAACAACUACUGACAUUUUAUAAACCUGAGCAAAAACUGAUUGUUUUUUAAAAAUAUAUAAAUUUGGAAUUAGCGAGACACCACUAAAAAUUUGAAAUUUUCACUUUGGCCACUUGAUAGUUAAUGCCCUCGAAAGACUUUUGUAAUGAAGCAUUUAGAGGCCAGUGUUGUGGAAAACCCAAUGAAUUAAACAGUUCCCCUCUAUUGGCUGUUUUGUAUCACUACAAUUGACAGUUUAACAAAGACACCAGUUUUCCUGCUUCUAUAACCACCAACCACUUCAAUGAGACAAAAACAUUCAGGGUAAUGAAAAAGCAGGAUUAUAGUAUUGGAUUUGUUUGUUUAAUAAUUUGUUUACACAUUAGUAUGUUAUCAUUUACAGUUUUUUCUCUCCUGCUAAGAUUUGUGGUAAACAUGCUUCAGGUUAGAUUUUACUUUUACCUCUUUUUCAGUGGCAUUGAUGCAUUUAUUGAGGAAAAAGGAGUAGGAACCUGGAAGAAAAAAGGGAAGAUGAAAUGUGACACUGUAUUUGAGGUGCCGAGCCAAACCACCUCCCAGAUCCCCACAUUUUUUCUUACAGAAAACUUUUUUUCUUGAUGAAAUAGAAACAACUAUUCAUUGUUCUCCAUCUUCGUCACCAGGAGUCGUUGCUCAGGCUCGCUCGGUGUUGGCAUGGCACAGUCGCUACAGCUUCUGCCCGACAUGUGGCAGCAGCACCAAGAUGGAGGAGGGAGGAUACAAGAGACGCUGCCUGAACUCAGACUGCAGGAGUCUGAAGGGAGUUCACAACACCUGCUAUCCACGAGUUGGUAUGAAGCUCUACAUGAACUCUGAGGACAAGAAGCGUGACUUAGAUUGGUGUAAACUGAGGCUGAGUCUCAGUUCAGGGUCUGCAUACAGGGCAGUGUGCAUUUGCAGUGUGUAUGACAUCCUCAAAUGGCGCCAAGGGUGUCCCACGUGUUUCUGAGGGCCCUUAAAAUUCAGCCACAAAACCACCCUGCCUCUGACGUCAGAUUUAGAGGUGCUGUGCCUUUUCAAACAAAAGAAGAAAGAAAAUCCAAAAACACAAGACAAUCAGCCCAGGCUCCAUAAGCACGUGCUCUCUUUACUAAAACUCGUGCUUAAACCUGCACCUUUUGCGCUCCUCAGCUUUUUUUAAGUCAGUCGUGACGCGAGCCUGAGGGCGGGGACAUUUGGUGACGCAACCAGGAAGUCCUUUAGAGGGUAGACUGCCCCAAUUUACAAAGUCGAUCCACCUUGCACAGGGUGCAUACAGAGCAGUAUACUGGGCUGUAUGCAGAACCUGAAUUGAGACACAGCCUGAGUGUGUAAAAGUGAUUGAAUGUGAGUUUUAAUAAAGACUGCUGCCAGAGCAUCUGUGAGGAAGUGUAGUGGUGACUGAAUGCUAAAAUAUCAAGUCUGUAAAAAGAAAAAAAAGUUUCAAACAAUUUAAAGUUGAAACUCUCCACUGUGUGUGUUGCAGACCCCGUGGUGAUCAUGUUGGUGAUUCAUCCUGAUGGAAACCAGUGUUUACUGGGAAGAAAGAAGAUCUUUCCAACUGGACUCUUCUCCUGUCUGGCUGGAUUUGUAGAGCCUGGUAUUGCAAACACAAAUGAACCUGAGCUCAUUUUGACCUGAACAACCAAAAAAAAAAAAACAAUUAUAAGCAUAACUUUGUCCCAAAAUGAGCCGAAUGUGUUGAACUGAAACAGAGUGACCUCCCCUCACAUCCCUGCAGGAGAGUCCAUGGAAGAGGCGGUGAGGAGGGAGGUGGAGGAAGAGAGCGGCGUGAAGGUGGGACCUGUCAGCUACGUCUCCUGUCAACCCUGGCCAAUGCCAUCCUCUCUCAUGAUUGGCUGUCUCGCUGUUGCCAUAUCGACUGACAUCAAAGUGGACGAGAAUGAGAUUGAGGACGCCAGUUGGUUUACGCGGCAACAGGUGAAAAGAUUAUAAUUAUUAUAUUAUAUUUUUAUCAUUAUAAUUAGUAAAGGAAAGAGUUACUAUAAAAGGGAGAAUGCAAGUGUGAAUUAAAAAUAAAAGAGGCUAUCACAAUGAGGAAAACUCCGGCUGAAGUUAUUGAAAUAAUAACUUUAAAACUAUAUUUAUAUUGCCAAUAUUAAAAUUGAUGCUUUGAUAUCUGCUCAGCGUUUCUAACAGGCACUUGCGUUUUCAUCCGAUAAAGAAUAUUCUGACCUUCCCUCAGCUGUUGAAAACACUGGAGCAGAUGUUGACAGUGUAAUAACAGAAGGCAAUACCACUCGCUUCUCCUUUCGUCCCUUCACACAUUCUGGAGUCUUAUAUGCACUACAAUCUUUAGAUUCAAGAUGUUCCAUUGGUGAGGACAAUUUACACUCUCUCUGUUUAAAACUUGCUGCUUCCCUCAUCACAAACCUCUUAACGACAAUUUUCAACAUUUCCAUUUCAACUGGGUAUUUCUGAGAGUGUGGAAGUCUGCACACGUGGUUCCCCUGCUUAAAGGCGGUGUGUGGGAGGAAAUAAACAAUUAUCCUCCCAUCUCAACUCUACUCCGUUUAGCAAAAAUCAUGGAAUCAUUGGUCAACACUCAACUUAAGCCCUUCCUAUCACAUCACUCAGUACUAAAUCCUAAUCAGUCUGGUUUCAGACCAUAGACUGUAUAUAGAAUGGACAGAUUCUGCCUCCUCGCUGGGUGAAGCCACUCCGAGAACAGCACCCUCUGAUGGUGGGCUGCAGUAUACGUCAUAAAUCCCGCCUCUGCCAGCAAAGCUUAUGGGGCUGUGGACCAACUUUAGAAAUUUAUUACACAGAACAUAAAUUUUUCUCCCCCCUGCUUGCGAUGCUGACAUGUAGUUAUUGUAAGACUGGUUUGUGCUCAUGUCCUCUUUUUUCUGUACAGCUCCGUUUUUAAAAGUUAUUAGGGGGUUCAUGUUUGCUAUGAUUGACACCUGAUACAGCCUAUGGGCAUUCAGGGAUUGAGUAGCUCUCCCGGGGGAUACGCUGUUUGAGCCGAGCGUCAUCACAGUGACUCUCUGCGACUGCGCGGCCGAAUGCGCACAACGCUACUGCACAGCGCUGGUUUCAAGGAAAUGAAGAAAAAUCCUGGAAAUACCGAGAGCUUUUUGGCUUCAAAUCCGUAUACAGGCGGUAGGCGGAACCAAGUUGUCCAUAGUAUAUACAGUCUAUGUUUCAGACCCAAUCACAGUACAAUCUUAGCAAUUACAUUAGUGACAAACAACAUAAUAUCAGCCUUAGAUUAAAAAAAAACACCACUGUGCUGCCCCAUUUAUAGACUUCUUAAAGGCUUUUGAUACAGUUGAUCACCACCAUCUUUUAAAUAAUCUUUUAAUCUUUCAUUGGUCUGGAUAGAAGUCCUUGUGCCUGGUUUCAGAAUUGUCUAUUUGACGGGCGUCAGUGUGUCCGGUUGGGUCAUGCUAAAUCUGAGUUUUUAUCUAUCAAUAGAGGUGUGCCACAAAGUUCAGUUCUGGGACCCGUGCUUUUUACUUUGUACAUCAAUGAUGUGGUCUCCUCUUUAAACAACUGUCAUGACCAUCUAUGCUGAUGACAUGGUUUUAUAUUGUUUUGCAGAUUCUGUACAACUACCUAUUAAGCAUCUGCAACUUACUUUAAAUUCAUAUCAAAAAUCCUUAAUUGACCAUAAACUGCUACUAAAUACAAUCAAAACAAAAUUCAUGCCGUUCUCCUGAGCUAGAAACAUUAAGUAUGACAAAUUACACAUAUUUACUGUAAAUGGCUCAGAAAUUAUGAGAGUCACAGAAUACAAAUAUCUCAGCAUAUGGCUUGAUGAAAACUUUACACUUAAGCACCAUGUAAAAACUCCGGCUUUUUGUACAGAAAUAAAUCUAGUUUCUCUUUGUCCUGUAGAGGAAGUAUUGCUGAAGCUGUGUUUUUAUCUGUUAUGGACUACAGUGAUUUCUUUACAGACAUGCAGCAGCUUCAAUUUAAAAGCCCUAGAUUCUGUCUAUCACUCCGCCCUUAGAUUUAUAACCGGUGACAGAUAGAUACUCAUCACUGGGUGUUGUAUCUGAAGGUUGGUUGGUCUUCUCUUGAGGAGAGAUGUGUAAACAUUAUUUUCAAGGCCCUCAUCGGCAAACUCCCAUUUUACAUAUUAAACUUGUUGGCGUGUAACCCUCUCACAUGCACGACCCGCUCCUCCCAUCUGCUACACUUUAAAAUCCUUUGAGUUUAUAGUGAACUUGGAAAAAACAAAAUUUUACAAUGAUGCCCUAAGCUCUUAGAAUGCCCUCCAAAAAAACUUAAAAAAUUGAAGCUCUCCCCUCUUUUGCAGAGUUAAGGACAUGGAUUUCGAAACAUUUCAUGUCAUAUUGUACAUGAUUUAAUUGAUUCCAUUGUCUUGUAAAUUUUACAUAUGUUUGCUUGUUUGACUGUUGUAAUCUCAACGGCAUUGGAGGGAAACCUUAAUGCCCCCUCGAGAAUGAAUAGACAUUUAAAAUUGAUAUGAAAAAUAACUGAAGAAUGAAAUAAAGACUGUGAGUUUAAAGGUCCAAAACUCUUCUUUAGCUAUAAAAUAUAUAGAUUCUGUGUUGAAAAGGUUGACCUCUGUAACUUUGAAUUAGAGCAUGUAUAGUUCGAGGGGUUAAGGAAAGCCUGAGCCCCUCAGUGGCCAUAAUGAGUACUACGACCACAAACAAGUUUUGUUCCUGAAAAUUUGCCCAAAAAAAUAUUUUUAAUGUGUUCUAUCUGUUUUUUUUUUGUUUUGUUUUUGUUGUUUUGCAAAGAAGACGAAACAUGAAAAUUAUCAGGCCAAAUUUUUUUUCCUCCUUCUUCAAAUUCGGAUAAAUCUCUUCAACAAACGGGGCUCAGGGUUUGUCUCCACAUCUCCCACAUAAAAAGGAUUUCAGCUGACAUGUUCACUGUUUAGAAACUAUGUAUUCUGGUUUUGUGAAUAAAGAUAUCACCUUUUUUUCAACAGUUUUCAGUCUUAAAGAUUAAGACCAAAUUUGUUUGUUUUUGUAUUUUUAUAAGGUGACUGAGACUUUGCUGAAAGGACCCCGCCCCGCCCUCACCAUCCCACCCAGACAGACCAUUGCCCACCAACUGAUCAGACACUGGAUCGGCAUGAACUCAAACCUCUGAGCAGCGCAGACACACUUCGAGGAUCUGAAGAGAGGGUCCAUAAAGUACUAAAGUUCUGAGCUUUGACCGUUUUACUGUAACAACCCAGGGGACUGUUUUAGAAAGGAGGUUCAACAAACUCUGAGUCUGACCCUGAGCUCUGGCUGUUCCCUGUAUUUCAUUAAUAAGCCACACAGUCAUGGGUGACAGUACAUAUGACCUUGGUAGAAUCAGACACUGCAGGAAAAGAGGAGCUGGGGUAAAUGUAGGGAAAGCAGCAGCAAAGAACCUCCAGGACACAGAGCAGAACAAGAAUCAGUUCAUAUGUCAGCUGACCUGGGCGUUCAUGCCCUGCCCGAACCAACAAUUUGCUCAUUUAAACAUAGAGAAUAUUUUGAAUGUAAACUACUCUGUUGAUGCCAGACGUAACUAAAUAAACAGGCAGACUGUCAUGAGCAGAGUCAGGCCUAGAGUCAGGGGUCAGAGGUUUCACACAUGGCUUCCACUGAUGAAACCAUGUGUGAGCUCAACCUGGAGGCAGAAAACCAUUGGCUUGGUAAUUACUGCAGUCUCACAAUUUUCUUUCAUUUCAGGGUUAACAAACUCAGAGUUUAAACUUUAAGCCGGCCUCUGUCUGAUGGAUCUGAAACACUAAAUCUCUCAGCUGAUUUUGGUGUAGUGAAAAACAAGGAGGCAGAGAUCCCAGGACUCAAUCAACACUGUGUUUUUUUAUUUUGAUCUGUGGUGGUUUGAAUGUUUCAAUCCGGAGUGCUGCAGAUUUUUUACAUGCAGUUUCAGGUGAAAGCAAAUCUGUACAACAAUGACAUUACAAACAAACUUUCUGGAGAACAAUGGUUACCUCAGUUUGAAGAUUAACAGAGAUUAACGUGGGAUCCUGCAGAAAUGGUCGUAGAUUUCAUCAGCCUGCUGAAUUUUGAUUACUCAGUCAUUUUGAAGCCGUACUGUGUUCAUUCCAGAAAUAUCUCUGUUGCACAUGAUAAUCCAAGAAAUCUUAACACCUUGUGCAACCUUUCAGAAUUAAAUGAACAUCUUAAACAUCAUCUGAGCACACUUUCUUUGAGAUAAUGUUUGCGUAUUUACGCUUUAUUUUUCUUGUAUUUCAUCCAGCAGCUAAAUUUUUUUUAAUGCUGCAUCAUGCAAAUUGCAGCCACAAGGGGUCACCAUCAGGUCUGUAUGCAUAUACUGUACAUCCAUGAAUCUCUCUGGUCUAGUGUGCCGUUCUGUUUCCAUCUGUAGGUUCGGUGGUAAAGCAGCUGUUUGCGAUAUAAUCACUGUCACAGGUCAGUGAACAGUUAGUUUCAACAUCUCUCUUCCCCUGAAGGGAAGAAGUGUUUACCACAUACUGGGCCUCGCAGCUCAUCUGAUAAACGCCCAGUCUGGGUGUGUUCAGCAUGAAUUCAUGAAGCACACUCUUCAUAACCGUCUCUCUCUGACGAGAUAUCUUAGUGAGCCGUCUGCUCUCUUCCUCUUUCUGAGGAAAGCAGCUGUUAGCCUGAGAGGCAGAGUCAGUCUCACGGAGCUCCACGGGUCUGAAAAAGUGAUGAUCCUGAUCAGCAAGAGGACAGUUCACGGAGUAGACCGGGUGGUAGGACUGUGGAGACAUCAAUACAGGCUCCUCAAAUACAGGAGCAUCAGACACAUACUGAGGGUCCAGUUUGCUGAUAAGGUGUCCAAAGGACAGUAGAGAGACGUCUUCAUGCAGCUUCUCAGGCUCAGCGGUUGAAGCAAAAGUGAUGAGGCUUUUCUCUCCGAGUACAUCCAUCACUCGGAAGUCAUCGAUGUACAGGAUGUUUCUCUCUGCAGAUGUCUGUCAGGCAGAAAGAUGGUUUAAUACCCUGAUUCUUGUAAAGCUGGAGCAUUGUAUCCCCUAAGGCAGCACUGCUUUAAAACAGACAGGACCCUGGAGUGUAAAUCACUGCGUAACAUAUAAUAACCAUUGACUGUGAGCACAGUUCAUCACUACAUCCACAAAUGAGGUUCAAACUAAACCAUGACAGGAGAAACCAGGUAAAACCAGGAUCCAGAAACACUAGAGACUUCUCUGGACCUAAACCCAUUUAAGGUGGACUGAGGAGAAGAGGAAAACUGUCCUGUGAUCUCAUGGAUCAGAAUCUGACCUUCUUUUUGGAAAUCGUGGACUCCUCUCUAAAGAGUAGAGGGUCCACCUGAUUUGUUCUCAGCUCCCAGUCUAAAUCCAGCAUCCCUGAUGGUAUGGGGAUCACCAAAGUCCAUGUCAUGGGUAUCUUCCACAUCUGUGAAGGCUCCAUUAAUGCUGAACAAUAUCUACAGGUUUAGGAGCAACAUCUGCUGACAUCCAGACAAAGACUUUUUCAGAGAAGACCUUCAUAUUUCAGGAGGAUAAUGACAAACCACAUUCUGACAACAGGGACUACAACAGCAUGGAUCUGUAGGAGAAGAGUCCUGCUGAGAAACUGGUCUGCCUGCAGUCCUGACUGUCCCCCAUUAAAAACAUUUGGAGCAUCAUGACACCAAGAACAGGACAAAGGAGACCCUGAACUGUUCACUGUCAGACUCCAGAACCUGGUCUGCUGGGUUCACUAAGGUCUAUAGAAAGCAGAUCACCUGGUGGUUUGGGUCCAUCAGCCACUGUCCUGUUGUACUUCCACGAGGGCUGGAGAUUGGUGGGAAGAAGUAGGACUUGUACCUGCAUGAUUUCAGAUUCAUGAAUGAGAAUAAAUUCAAAUUUAGGGGAAAUAAA
Xyrichtys novacula (pearly razorfish) is the source of this 12085-nucleotide messenger RNA. The record is from the annotation of a GenBank genome assembly. Lineage: Eukaryota; Metazoa; Chordata; Actinopteri; Labriformes; Labridae.